This is a messenger RNA of Aphanomyces astaci, 790 nucleotides long. RefSeq lists its product as hypothetical. The record is from RefSeq and is a predicted model, not a curated record. The coding region runs from base 11 to 646 and encodes 211 amino acids. NCBI's taxonomy places the organism in Eukaryota, Oomycota, Saprolegniomycetes, Saprolegniales, Verrucalvaceae. The transcript has a single exon.
CGCCAUUACGAUGGACCGCGAAGGUCUGACCUCGGCCUUCGCAUCUUUGUGUUUGAACGUCAUCCACGUGUAUCGAUGGGUCCUUGGUGGCAUCUGCCCGCCUCCCAUUGACGUCGGCACUGAUCGGACCGCGAUUGAAAUGUCCUUCGUCACCCGUCAAACCCAGCGUCGCUCAGUCAUGACCAUGACUGACUUCGAUAGUACCGACCGACGAAGUACAGCAGACCAGUCGGUCACUCCCCUCUACUUGCACCCGCCCCCCCCACACCAUCAGCAUCCUCCUCCCCCUGGUGACACCAAGCCCCCAUCGAAACCGCGCAUGCCCAUGCUGCAAACGUACGAGCGGGGCCAAAAGUACCAACUCAAGCUGCAGGAAAAGAUCAAAACGUGGCAAACGCUGGCCGCCAAGCAGCGGGUAUUCAAAGCCACGCCCCUUCCAAAACAAUACAAGUACACCAAAGGCAGAAACACGUCGAAUGGAGACGCGGCGGCGGCAGGUUCCGGGCGGCGAUCGCUGCCCGAUGAAAAGACGAAAAUCGAGGCCGAGAAGAAGCAGUUGUCGGAGGACAUGCUGCUGCUGCUCAACGCCCUGGCCAAAUCCCACAAACAAAUCGCCCCCCAAGUUGUUCCUGUGGAGAGGAGCUGAUAAACUGUAAAUAACGUUACUGUAACGUUACUACUACGUAGUACUAGUAGUACAGUGUACUACUACUGUACUACUAGUAGUAUGGAGUACUUACAGUUAGCAUUUCUGAGCAACCUGAUGACUCAAGUUACAUACAGACACCGC